Messenger RNA from Lampris incognitus (smalleye Pacific opah), 3723 nucleotides. RefSeq names its product sal-like protein 1. Lineage: Eukaryota; Metazoa; Chordata; Actinopteri; Lampriformes; Lampridae. Gene Ontology annotation, cellular component: nucleus. The coding region runs from base 1 to 3723 and encodes 1240 amino acids. Gene Ontology annotation, molecular function: RNA polymerase II cis-regulatory region sequence-specific DNA binding; DNA-binding transcription factor activity, RNA polymerase II-specific. The record is from RefSeq and is a predicted model, not a curated record. Gene Ontology annotation, biological process: regulation of transcription by RNA polymerase II. The transcript is spliced from 3 exons.
AUGUCACGCCGGAAGCAGAAACGACCCCAGCAGCUCGUCAACGCGGAUCCGGGGGGCCCGAGGCUGCUAUCGCACGAUGACCAACUGGGCGUGAAGUCGCCGUCCACAUCUCUUGGCUCAGAGCUUACCUCAUCAGGCUCAUCCUCCUCCUCCCCCUCCUCCCUCCAGGACUGCCAGCCUCCUCUGGCUCCUCGCCCGUCCCCCGGCGGGCUCCAUGCGCCGUCUUUGCCCAGCGAGAGCUCUCCUCCCCCCCACUGGCCCAGCCACAUUGCCCCCUACACCACCUCCCUCCCCAAUACCCACUCCUCCCUCUCUCCAGACUUCCCUCACCCGUCUCUGUCCUCCCAGACGCACUCUCCCCCUCAUCUGGCUCCGACCUCUGGCACCCACACCCAUCCUAACUCCACCAUGACUUCCCCGCCCAACGGCAGCUCUGUAACCACCACAACCUCCUCUUCCUCUCUGUCUUCCUCCUCCUCUCAGUGUGUGCCAGCUCAACGUGACAGCUCUAGCCCUGGCCGACAGCCACCGCCAGUGGCUGCUGCCAGCCCCCCAGGAUCACGGGGUCAGAUCCAUGUACCUCCAACUCUGGCGGUGCUGCUGGAGGAGCUCAGGGUUUUGCAGCAAAGGCAAAUACACCAGAUGCAAAUGACGGAAGAGAUCUGCAGACAUGUUCUGAGGCUCGGCGGAGCCGUCUUCGCUCAGGAUAACAACCAAUCGGUGGGCAGUGCAGAGAGCCACCAGAAGUCCAAUGGCCCUGGCUCUCCCUCGCGGACACAGCCCUCUGCCACCACCACCGCUGCUCCUGCAACUUCAGCGGCGACGCUCCUCACCAGUCUCCCAUCUUCCCUGUUCACCGCUCUGUCGGCAUCGAAAUCCAAUGUUUUACACACAAACGGAGGCAAAGCAGCGUCCUCUUCUUCCUCACUGUCACUCUCAUCCUCCUCCUCCACCACCCCUAUUUCCUCCACCAUCAGCUCCUCCGUUGCAUCCCUACACCCACUUUCUUUGUCACUGGGCCUACCGCCGCGCUACCUCCACGAGAAAACCUCCAACACCUCCCCAUUUGGUCACAGCAAUGGUGUCAGCUUCCCGACUCCGCUCCCCGCCGCCAGUCACUCCCAGGACCACCACCUCCAGCCCAGCUCCUCCCUGGGCUCCGCUUCCUCCUUGGGGCGUCCACAGCAUGCCUGUCGAUUUUGUGGGAAGGUUUUGAGCAGUGACUCAUCCCUUCAGAUCCAUCUGAGGUCGCAUACAGGUGAGAGGCCCUACCAGUGUCCAGUCUGCCUCAGCCGUUUUACAACCAGAGGAAACCUUAAAGCGCACUUCCUUCGGCACCGGGAGCAAAACCCCGAGUUGUCACUCUCAUUGCUGCCACCAGCUCUGUCUGAGCAGAUGCCUCCGGGCUCUGCUACCCAGAGACGGAGGAAGCGGCGGGCUGAGGAUGACGAGCAUUUUAACGGGGUGAAAGGGAGCAUUCCUGGGAUGACAGAAAGCAUGGCAUUAGGGUUCCUGUCCAGCGCUUCUGCUCAGCCCUCGCCAUCAUCGCUCCCUCUGCCGCCGUCGGUGGACAUGGCACUGCUGUCCACUGCCCAUUCGUUGCUACAGCUUAAUCGAGCCUCAGCCACGGCAGCCGCCACCAUGCCUGGUGCUGCCUUACCCUCCUCCUCCUCCUCCUCUUCCUCACCAGCCUCUUCCUCCUCCUCCUCUAUGGGUGGCCAGUUCAAAGCAGCGAAACAGCAGCGUUUUGAUGAGAACACGCCUCCUCAUUCUGCGCUCCAUGCUGGAUCCCCAUACUCCCAGCUGGCGCACCUCCCCAAGAUCCUCUUUCCCGGAGGUGCCUCACCUCACCACCUCGCCCUCCUCCGUGCCCCGACUCACCCAUCCACCUCCCACCUCACUUCCGCUCAUCAACUCCACUUCCCUUUUCCACCAUUCCCUAAGCCGUCGACCUCCUCGCCCUCCUCUUCGUCUCCUGCUGUCUCCACUCAGACGUCGGACACCACAAAGUUACAGAGGCUGGUGCAAAAGCUUGAGAAGCAGCCCCAGGGAGGUGGAGGGGUGGCUUCCUCUUCCUCCCCAUCCCCUUCCACCUCCUCCUCACACGCCCAAUCUGAGUCAACCGCCAAUGGGGAGACGCACGGUCAUGAUUUGACCACUGCUUCCAGUGCCUACCGCCGAGAAAUGCUAGCUGCUCUGGGCCUCGGCCCCAGCGCCAACACUGGAGGACCGGUGAGCAGCCAAGCACUCCUUGGGUCCACUACUGUGACCACCAUUUCCCCUUCUCUACCUACCACACUAGCUGCCAACCAGUGCGGUGUUUGCCUGCGUAUCCUCAGCUGUCCUCGCGCCUUGCGUCUGCAUCAGGCCACACAUCUGGGAGAGCGCCCCUUCCCGUGUAAGCUAUGCGGUCGUUCUUUCUCCACCAAGGGAAGCCUCAGGGCCCAUCUAGCGACCCACCGUGCUCGUCCUCCCAACGCUCGAGCUCAAAACUCCUGCCCGCUGUGCCCGCGCAAGUUCACCAAUGCACUGGUUCUGCAGCACCACAUCCGUCUGCACCUGGGAGGGCAAAUACCGCCAGAGGAUGAGAUGCCCACCGAAGAUGGCACCGAACUGGGCCACGCUGGUCUCAUGGAUGGGGAUAACGACAGCUUCGAUUCUCCAUCCAAGCACCAGCAAAUCCUCCCCCUCGCACUAACCAAGGCCAGCAGCGUUCGAGACUUGCCGCCCUCCUCCAAACAACCAAUGACCCCCGAUUCCAUCUCUUUAAAGAUGGAGGAGUCUGAGGCUGCCACAGCCAGUCGCAGCCCAUCUCUGACCCGUAAUCCCCCCGUAGCAGGAGCUGAAGACCCCCUGCCGCUGGUAGAUAACUCCCAAGUUGGUAACAGCUCUGUGAAUGAUUCCAAGUACUCUGCUGAGGAGGCGCAAGAUGACCCGGUCAGCACCAGCCCCUUCAAAGUAGCUGUAGCUAGUUCUCAUUCAGCUUUGGUCAACGGGGAGGCACAGGAGGAGGAUGCCCCUCUUUCCCUCUGUGUUUCAAAGGUGGAUAGCAAUGUGAUGCCAAGUAAGGUCAAUAAUGAAGCCUCCAUGUUUACAGAAAACCAAGCUUGCUCAACAGAUGAGGUCACCCGUAGCCCUGAAUCUACCCCAAAGUCCCCGGCCCGUGGACCUUUACCGGCGCUCACGCCUCCUGCUAGUCCGAAAGCGAUGGUAGCUACAGGGGAGACAUCUACCGGUAUACCACAAGAGCUCGAUAGAGACGCGACCCAAAGUAAAGGGGAGAGUGAGACCAUUGCACCAAAAGACUCUCUACCAGUGCCGGAUCCAGAGCGGGAGAAGGAAACGCUGAUGGAGGAGAACAGCGGCACUCCAGAGAAACAUGCCAAGGAUCCAGAGCCCUCUUUGCCAACACCAGCACCACCCAGCCAACCUCCUCGCCCCGACAAACCCUACAGCUGCCCCCAGUGUGGGAAGGCCUAUGCCAGCCGCAGCGGACUUAAGGGCCACAUGAAAACACACCCGGGCGCAGCGGCCAGCACCUCCUCCAAAGGUCAAACAAACGACAGUGACGUUACGGAGCACCGUAGUUCACAUUCAGCCAUUAAGAGUCCCGAAAAGCAGGAUGAAAAGCAGGGGACGACGAAAUCCCCCGAGAAAGACAACAGCCCGGAUCCUCCGCCGGUCGGCGUGGACGGGGAGAAACCUCUGGACUCGAAGGUGUAG